GUAGAGAAGCUAAUGGUUUUCCAGCGAAGAUAAAUAAUUAUCCUCUCUCUCUUCUCUCUCUCUCUCUCUCUCUCUCUAUCCACCACUAUCAUUAUUCAUCAUCAUCUCGUUUUGCUGCAUCUUUUCUCUCUCCGAAUAUAUAUACACAUAUACAUACACGUAGUGGGGAGUCAUAUAUAACCCACCACCUCCACCCCUUUUUGGGGUUUUCCUGCUGACAUUUGACCUCGAUCAAGGACCCUUCAAAUCAAGUUCAGAUUGGGGAGCAGUAAAUUUGGAAGCCCAGAUCCGGUUGGAUUAAAUUUGAGAGGGAAAGAAGAAUGUCUUUUCUCGGGACAACACAAAAAUGCAAGGCGUGUGAGAAGACUGUUUAUCAUGUUGAGCUUUUGUCAGCAGAUGGAAUUAGCUUUCACAAAUCCUGCUUCAGAUGCUCCCAUUGCAAAGGAACCCUCAAGCUGAGCAAUUACUCAUCAAUGGAGGGUGUUCUCUACUGCAAGCCUCACUAUGAGCAGCUUUUCAAAGAGACCGGAAGUUUCACCAAGAACUUCACUUCGCCUGCAAAGUCAGCCGAGAAGUCAUCAACUCCAGAAAUGACAAGAUCACCUAGCAAAGCUGCUGGUAUGUUUUCCGGUACACAAGAUAAAUGUGCAACGUGUGCCAAAACAGCUUACCCAUUGGAGAAGGUGACUGUGGAAAACCAAAGCUACCACAAGUCUUGUUUCAAGUGUUCACACGGUGGAUGCUCUCUCACUCCAUCAAACUAUGCCGCCUUAGACGGCAUACUUUACUGCAAACCUCAUUUUUCGCAGCUAUUCAAAGAAAAGGGAAGCUACAAUCAUGUACUCAAAUCUGCCUCGAUGAAACGCCCAACGGCUGUUGUUGCUGUUCCAGAUUCUCCAACUCAUCAGGCGACUACUUGAUUUUUUUUAUUUUUCUAAUUAUAUGUGUGGAUGUGUUUUCGAAUCUUUUUCUGGUUUGAUUUUCAUUGCCUGUAAACUUGAAAUUAUUGUUUUCCCCCCUUUUUCCGGCGUCUUCUUUCCCCAGCCGAGUUUAUCGCUGGUCUGAGUUCCCAUUGAAUUUAUGGGAUGUUCCAAUUUCCCAACAUUGGUUAUUUACUUGACAACCCUCUUUUAUAAUACUCUAUUUGACCCGCCUUUA
Messenger RNA from Erythranthe guttata (spotted monkey flower), 1158 nucleotides. RefSeq names its product GATA type zinc finger transcription factor family protein (gene WLIM2A). The record is from RefSeq and is a predicted model, not a curated record. NCBI's taxonomy places the organism in Eukaryota, Viridiplantae, Streptophyta, Magnoliopsida, Lamiales, Phrymaceae.